Molecule: messenger RNA, 2207 nt
Organism: Nematolebias whitei (Rio pearlfish)
Lineage: Eukaryota; Metazoa; Chordata; Actinopteri; Cyprinodontiformes; Rivulidae
Gene: srsf6a
Product: serine and arginine rich splicing factor 6a
Exons: 6
Coding region: 98-1318 (406 amino acids)
Biological process (GO): mRNA splice site recognition; alternative mRNA splicing, via spliceosome
Cellular component (GO): ribonucleoprotein complex; cytoplasm; nucleus
Molecular function (GO): mRNA binding
Source: RefSeq, a predicted model, not a curated record
UGUAGUCUUCCUGUUGUAGCAGUUUAGGUUUCAGCUUGUGGUUCGUUUUGUUCGGAAGAAUCGUCGAGAACAACGUUAGAGCAAAAAAGAUAGAAGUAUGCCACGAGUUUACAUUGGACGUCUGAGCUAUCAAAUUCGCGAAAAAGAUAUCCAUCGAUUUUUCAGCGGAUAUGGAAAACUCAUGGAGAUUGACUUGAAAAACGGCUAUGGAUUCGUGGAGUUUGAAGAUAAUCGGGAUGCCGACGACGCAGUUUACGAGCUGAACGGGAAGGAGCUGUGUGGAGAACGCGUGAUCGUCGAGCAUGCUCGAGGCCCGCGGCGAGAUCGGGAUUCCUACGGCGGCGGCGGCGGCGGUGGUGGUGGCGGCGACCGCUAUGGUGGAGGCGGAGGCGGAGGUGGAGGUGGUGGUGGGAGUUACUGGGGCGGCGGUGGGCGCAGUAGCAGCAGUUACAGCAACAGGAACCGCACAAACCGGGAUAAGUAUGGACCACCGGUUCGUACUGAGUAUCGUCUCAUUGUGGAGAACUUGUCCACCCGCUGUAGUUGGCAAGACCUCAAGGACUUCAUGCGUCAGGCGGGUGAGGUAACUUAUGCCGACGCCCACAAGGAACGUAACAAUGAGGGGGUAAUUGAGUUCAGGAGCUAUUCUGAUUUGAAGAGGGCUGUGGACAAGCUGGACGGUACAGACAUCAAUGGGCGCAAGAUUCGUUUGGUGGAGGAAAAAUCUCGCAAACGAAGGUCCUAUUCUGGCGGCAGCCGCUCCAGAUCCCGUAGUCGCCGCCGCUCCCGCAGCAGAAGCCGCAGUCACUCAAGGAGUCGCUCCAGGUCCCACUCCCGAUCUCGUUCCCGCAGCGACAAGAGGAAACGACAGUCCCGCUCCAGGUCUGAAAGGAAAUCUCGCUCCAAGUCUGGCGAUAGGAAAUCGGGGUCUCGCACCAACAAAUCCCGUUCACGAUCCCAGAAGUCCAAAUCCCGUUCACGAUCCCAGAAGUCCAAAUCCCGUUCGCAGUCUCGCAAGUCCCGUUCCCGUUCAGCUGAGAGAAAGUCAAAGUCCCGUUCAAAGAGUCGUUCUAGAGCAAAGUCUGACCGGGAUUCUCGUAGCCGCUCAAAGGAGAUGUCUGGGGACAAGAAGUCCCGAAGCCGUUCCACUUCACCUGUCGAGAAUGGGAAAGAGGAGCGUGCGGCUAAAUCUGCCUCCCGCUCUCCAUCGCCACAAGAAGGCGAUCGCCGGUCUAAAUCAAGAGAGAAGCGUUCAGCGUCUCGCUCAGUGUCCCGCUCGAGGUCUCGCUCGCGGUCCAGAUCCGCCUCUCAGGAUUAGUGGAAGAGCAGAAAGGUGUUUUCUUAUUUUAGAGCUCGGUUGUUUUUGCUGUACAUAGUGAGCAGUGUUGUGUAAUUCAGGCUUAUGCUUUGACUUUCCUCCUUCAAGCAUGUAUUCAUCUUUUACUGUUACAGAUGGAUGCACUUUGCCAAGGCUUUUUGGGGGGGGGGGGGUAUUUAGAAGUCUCACACCUGCCACUUGUCUUCCCAGCUGCAUCGUAUAGGAUCUUCAGUUGUACGAACCCAACGGUUCUUGUUAAGUAGUUUGUUUGACUUUUAAAGUUUUCAUUCAAACGAGCUUGAUUGCUUAGAGCUAAUAGAGCUAAUUUGUUUUGUACUUAUUUCGUGCGCAAAUGUGGAGUAGUAGUACGUGACCCGCAGCACUGCAGCAGUUUUCAUCUUUAUUUUCAACGAGUCCCAACGUUUGAGAAGCAAAGCUGUGUAAUUACAAGUAAUAAAUCUGUAUUUCAUCUUUAAAUAGCUUGCAUUGUAUGUGGUUAUCCCUUUGAACUUCUGUGUAUGAACUAAUUUGCAUAAAUGAUUUCUCCAAUUCUUUCUUGGGUGUUUGACACGUUUUAUUUAGCAUUCAGUAGAGCGUCAGUACCUUAAACAUUUCUCGGUUUCCUGGAUGGAUUUCAUCCCUAGUAAAGUCUUUCUAAAGUGAUUUUUCUCCUUUUUGUGAGUUUCAAAUUAUUUUUAUUUUACUUAAGGAUCUGCUUAGAGUGCAUUAGUGGAAUUUAAGUUGAAGGAAUACAGUCAGGACUGGGGUGGGUUUUUUGUUUUGAAACUACUUGCUGGAAGCAGCUACAUCUUGUGUUGAUGCCCCCCCCCCCCCCAACAUAACAUGAGUUUGUUUUUAAAUGUAUGUUCAAAUAAAGAUCCUAACAAAA